AUGGCGUUCGCGACCAGCCGCGGCCCUGUCUCUGCGCUGGCCAGCCGAGGUGUGGCGCGCGUGCGCGCGGCCUCGUCAGUGUGCGGCCCCCGUGCUCUCGGCCCCCACGACGCGCGCACGGGACCGCGCACGGGGCGCCGUGGGUCGCCGUGCCCGGCUUCUGACUUCACGGACGCGGAGGUCGUCGCAGAGGUGCCCGCGGUCCCGUCGACGGCGCUGGCCGUCGACGAGUCGCCCAAGAAGGUGUCAGGUCCGACGAUCAUUGUUUCGGGCGGUUCCCAGGGCACCGGUCUCGCGCUCGCGAAGAUCUACGCCAAGAAGGGGUACAACGUGGUGCUCGCGGCGCGCAACGAGGAGGUGCUGCAGGAGGCCAAGGGCGCGGUGCUGCGCGAGCUGCCCGCCGGCACGACGGACGCCGAGGACCGCGUCGCCGCGGUGCCGUGCGACAUCACGUCGCCGUCGCAGGUCAAGGCGCUGGCGCAGGAGGUCGCGCUGCGGUUCGAGGAGGUCACGGUGCUCGCGAACGUCGCGGGCGUGUGCAUGUCGGGCAGCUUCGAGGACCACUCGCUGGAGGACUUCCAGUCACAGAUGGACGUGAACUUCAUGGGCGCGGUCGCGGUGACGCAGGCCUUCCUGCCGCGGCUGCGCGAGACGGCGAAGCGCAAGGGCCGCGCGCACAUCGCGGUGGUGAACUCGUUCGGCGGGCGCAUCCCGCUGCGCAACAUGAGCGCGUACACGGCCUCGAAGUACGCGCUGGCGGGGUGGACGGACGUGCUGCGCGCGGAGCUGGAGGGCAGCGGGAUCAAGGUGACGCAGGUGCAGCCGGGGGUGAUCAAGAGCGCGUUCAUGUCGCGGGCGCAGUUCCGGGGCGCGGACGGGGCCAAGGCGCAGCAGUCGAUGGCGCAGAUGCUGGAGAACGGGGUGCCCGGGUUCACGCAGACGCCCGAGGAGGUGGCGCGGGACGUGCAGUAUGGGAUCGAGAACUGCAAGGACGAGGUCGUUGUGGGGGGGGUGUUCAAGGCCAUCCUGAAGUCGUACAGGCUGACUGGCGCCAACCCCUUCGCGAUCGCGCCGCCGCAGUGA
Molecule: messenger RNA, 1083 nt
Organism: Pedinophyceae sp. YPF-701
Lineage: Eukaryota; Viridiplantae; Chlorophyta; Pedinophyceae
Source: the annotation of a GenBank genome assembly